Messenger RNA from Lactuca virosa, 2093 nucleotides. The record is from the annotation of a GenBank genome assembly. NCBI's taxonomy places the organism in Eukaryota, Viridiplantae, Streptophyta, Magnoliopsida, Asterales, Asteraceae.
UAAAUCGAUCUCGGCAGUUUUCGAGGGUUUUCGUCUCCUCCGUAUUCAUCGUCAUCGUCUUCAUCACUCCCUCUGUAAUAUCAAAUAUCUGGAUUUUAUUCAGCUUCAGAUAAUCUCAAUCGAUCGAAGGAUUCUUUUAUUAGAAUCCCUGUUUGUGUGUGUAUAUAUGCACAAAAAUAUAUAUACACAUACAGAUACAGCAGAUGAAUGUGGAGCUGGCUUCGAACACCCAUGGGAAUCUGGACGAGCAGAUUUCACAGCUCAUGGAGUGCAAACCCUUAACCGAACCUGAGGUUAGGACAUUAUGUGAGAAGGCGAAAGAGAUACUAAUGGAUGAAAGCAACGUUCAGCCUGUAAGAAGCCCUGUUACUAUCUGUGGUGACAUUCAUGGACAAUUCCAUGAUCUUGCUGAACUUUUUCGUAUUGGAGGAAAGUGUCCAGAUACAAAUUACUUGUUUAUGGGUGAUUAUGUGGAUCGAGGGUAUUAUUCUGUUGAAACUGUCACUCUCUUGGUGGCUCUGAAAGUAAGGUACCCUCAAAGAAUUACAAUUUUAAGAGGGAAUCAUGAAAGUCGACAGAUUACUCAAGUCUAUGGGUUUUAUGAUGAAUGCCUUCGAAAGUAUGGCAAUGCAAAUGUUUGGAAAACAUUUACUGAUCUUUUCGAUUAUUUCCCACUCACUGCAUUGGUUGAAUCAGAGAUAUUUUGUCUUCAUGGAGGAUUAUCACCUUCUAUUGAAACUCUUGAUAGUAUAAGAAAUUUUGAUCGUGUUCAAGAGGUCCCACAUGAAGGUCCAAAUGUGUGACCUUCUUUGGUCUGACCCUGAUGACCGUUGUGGGUGGGGCAUUUCACCUCGUGGGGCCGGUUACACUUUUGGCCAGGAUAUUUCAGAGCAAUUUAACCACACCAACAACCUAAAGCUUAUUGCUCGAGCCCAUCAACUGGUGAUGGAGGGAUUCAACUGGGGACAUGAUCAAAAGGUGGUUACUAUCUUUAGUGCACCAAAUUAUUGUUACAGAUGUGGGAAUAUGGCUUCUAUCUUGGAGGUUGAUGAUUGCAAGGGUCACACAUUUAUCCAGUUUGAACCUGCUCCUAGGAGAGGGGAACCUGAUGUAACCAGAAGGACACCCGAUUACUUCCUUUAAACUCAACUCACUAAUGCUCCAUACUCUUGGAAUGGAAUGGUUGGGGGUAUAAUGGUCUUUUGCUACAGUGGCAUUAUCUAAAGGUGUUGAUUCAUAUGAUAGAAACUAGAAAGUGGUUGGUUGUGGUUCUGUAGUUGUACAUCAGACAUGUUUUGUCAUUCCAACAUUCUAACCUAGGAUUAUGCCACUGUCUGAGGAUGUGAUGUAAUCUAUAUGAUUAUUUUUUUAGGUUUUUUUUUUGUGUGUGUGUAUGUAUAUCGAAUCGGCCUUGUUUUGUGUUCUCUUUGCAUUUUUUUUUCUUUAAAAAAUUUGUAUGGGCUCUAAUGCUUUAAAGAUGGUAAUGUGCGUGAACAAAGGCUUUUUAGGUGUAUAAUUUAAUGAUGAUUGGGGAGGGGUAUUCAAUGUCAUUUGCACAGAUGAAUGUCACUGUACCCCAACAAACUAUUGAGUUUUGGUUUAAAAGGAUGGGAGGUUGAUGUUCGAUGGUGGGGCUGUAAUUGCUAAAUUAAAAACAGGUGAGGGGGUAUUGACGGUGGUUGCUGGAUAUAAGGAUGAAGAUGGGCCUCGAAGGUAUUUGAUGGUGGCUGGAGUGGAAGAAUAAGGGAGGUAUUUUGGUGGGUAUGAAGGCUGUUGGGAGAGAGUUGGUGUUGGUCAGAGGUAUAAGGUGGCGGAUGGUGGUGGUAUUAGUGAUGUUUUGGUGCUUGAUGGUCGCUGAUAUGGUGGAUAUAAGGGUGGAGAAGGGUUGACUGUUAUUAAGGAAUAAGGUUGGUUUGUGGUAGUAGAAGGUGGUAUGGGGUCAAGGGUGGAAGAAUGGCGGUGGUUGGAAAUUCAUGGUUGAAGUCAACAAAACUUUUACAUUUAAUUCAUGGUUGUAACCGGUAAAACCGGACAAAAAUACGUUGUUCGUACAAUUAACAGAUCACAUAUAAGUUUAAUGACCUAGACUACCA